CUGGAAUCCGUCCGUCUGGUGCUGGCGCUUCGAUGCGAGGAGCCUCCAUACUGUAACCUUCCAUGGCCGAGCAUGUAACCCUGGGCGAGGGUACGGCAAGCCCGAGCUAAGUCGAGCGACAAGCUUCGAGUGACAAUGGCGGACCGUCGAGUGUUGCUCAGAUGCCCGAUGUCCGAUCUACUGUGUAGCGCUCGGAGCCGCCACGAAAGCUUAAACCCGCCUCGCAGACUACUCGAGAUUCGGACAAUGACGGGUUGGAUCGGUUGGAAAUCCAUCCUCGGUGCCCUGUUUCUCUCAGGCCCCUACGUAGCAUGGCCGCCGACGUAGUGCUACCUCGUUACCCAUGCAGUUGGGCCAGCGACGGCUAGGCAUGCAGGUAAAUCUCAAAUUGGGGAUCGAGUUUGGAAGACAGGCGAUACUCCAGUCUCCGUACGGCACUUCUAUUCUGGCCGAGUCGGAACUUAAAGAGACUGAACGCUCCAUUUGUUGGUCAGGAGGGCAACAGUUGCCGACACUUGGGAAUCCGUAGGUUGGCUGGAUGGUUGGUGGCUUUGCCGAACUCGGCUCGAUGCCGCCGGAGUCGAGUCGAUGUGCAGUGCG
Parathielavia appendiculata is the source of this 600-nucleotide messenger RNA. RefSeq lists its product as uncharacterized. NCBI's taxonomy places the organism in Eukaryota, Fungi, Ascomycota, Sordariomycetes, Sordariales, Chaetomiaceae. Bases 136 to 327 code for a protein of 63 amino acids. The record is from RefSeq and is a predicted model, not a curated record. The transcript has a single exon.